AUGGAUAGAUCUUGGAUGUAUUCUGCACCAAGAUGUAGUGAACCUUUUAUAAAUGGGGUUCAAUUUUUCUUAAAUUUUGCAUUUGAGAGAUCAAAUGUUAACGGAAAGAUAUUAUGCCCUUGUGCACGUUGCCUGAAUAUGUAUUAUCGUGGAAGGGGAGAUAUUUUGGAUCACCUCAUAUGUUUCGGGUUUCGUUUAGAAUACUUGGUAUGGGUGUAUCAUGGGGAAGGCUCAACAACUACAUCGUCUGGUAUAGUACAUAGUGCAGAGGAAGAUCUAUUUGACCAUGACAUGUAUGAAAUGUUGAAUGAUGUAUUUCAACCCGAGAUCGACGUAACUGGAGUAGAGACACACAAGGCUACCUUGAAUAAUGGUCAAGAGGUGGAAAAUGAAGGAAGAACAUUUGAUAAUAUAGUUAAGGAAGUUGAAGAGAAGUUAUAUCCGAGUUGCAAAUACAACAAGUUAUCUAGCAUAGUGCAUCUGUACCAUCUAAAGUGUCUUAAUGGAUGGAGUAACAAAUCGUUCUCUAUGUUGUUGGAGUUUUUAAAAGAUUUGUUACCUGAAGGAAAUUUGUUACCAAAGACCACCCCACAAGUGAAAAAAAUAAUGGCUAAACUGGGCUUAGGAUAUGAAAAAAUCCAUUCAUGUCCUAACGGUUGCAUGUUAUUUUGGGAAGAGAAAGAGAAAGAUGAAUGUUGUUCUAUUUGUGGAUCAUCGAGAUGGAAAGUGUCUCAAGAUAAUUCAGAAAAUGGAACGAUUCCACUUAAGAAGAAGGCAUCAAAAAUAUUACGGUGGUUUCCUUUGAAGCCUAGACUUCAGAGAUUGUUCAUGUCAUCGAAGACAGCUAGCCUAAUGAAGUGGCACCAUGUGGAACGUGUGGGAGAUGGAAAGAUUCGACAUCCGGCUGAUGCACUAGCCUGGAAAGAUUUUGAUAAAAAAUUUCCAGAAUUUGCUAGUGAUCCCCGCAAUGUUCGUUUAACUCUAGCAAGUGAUGGUUUUAACCCAUUCAGGACAAUGAACGUGUCGCAUAGUAUUUGGCCUGUUUUUCUUAUUCCCUACAACUUGCCACCAUGGUUGGUUAUGAAACAACCUAAUUUCAUUCUUUCCUUAAUUAUUCCCGGUCCAAGAGCUCCCGGAAACAAGAUAGAUGUGUAUAUGCAGCCUUUGAUAAAAGAAUUGAAGGAGUUGUGGGAUGUUGGAGUUGAGACAUUUGAUGCCUCGACUAAACAAAACUUUCAAUUAAAGGCAUCAGUUCUCUCUACUAUAUCCGACUUUCCCGGUUAUGCCAAUUUAUCUGGGUGGAGCACCAAAGGAGCACUUGCAUGUCCAUUAUGUGGUUUUGAUACUGAUUCUAAAUGGCUAACCCAUGGAAAAAAGUAUUGUUACAUGUGUCAUAGAAGAUGGCUUCCGACUAACCAUCAUUGGCGUAGAGACACUAAAUCCUUUGUUGGAAGAGAGGAAUUACGAGUUGCCCCAAAACCUUCUUCCGGAGAGGAGGUUCUCCAACAGUUAGAUGGUCAAGGAAAAAAGUCAAAAGAUAACUAUGAAACACGACUUGAUCUAAAACAAUUGGGUAUAAGAAAGGAAUUGCAUCCCAAAAAGCGACCUCGAAGUGAUACUACUUUCAUGCCAAGGGCAUGUUAUCAAAUGAAUCGGGAUGAGAAGGGAUUGUUCUUAAAAAUAUUAAAGCUAAUUAAGCCUCCUGAUGAAUUUUCAUCCAAUAUCUCUCGAUGUGUGCAAUUGAAUGAGAAGAAAUUAGUUGGGAUGAAAAGUUAUGAUCACCAUAUGUUGAUGCAAGAAUACUUGCCCAUUGCAUUACGAGGUACUUUGCCAGACCAUGUAAGCUCCACUAUAAUAGAGUUGAGCGAUUUUUUUAGGAUCAUUUGCUACAAAGACUUAACCGAAGUUGAUCUCCAAUAUCUCGAAUCAAAAGUUUCCGUCACUUUAUGCAAAUUGGAAAAGAUUUUUCCUCCUUCAUUCUUUACUAUAAUGGUGCACUUGGUGAUCCACUUAGUUAGAGAGGUUAAGUUAGGAGGUCCAGUUGCUUUUCGAUGGAUGUACCCUAUAGAGAGGUACCUUCUAACACUUAAGUCCUACGUUCAUAAUAGAGCUCAUCCUGAAGGUUCAAUUGCUGAAGGCUAUUUAGCUCAAGAAUGUGUAACAUUUUGCUCCAGAUAUCUCUCAGGAGUAGAAACCAUAUUUACUAGACCAAUUAGGAAUGAUGAUGAAGGUGAUCAAAAUGAGAUUGAAGAAUCUAACAAUCUUUGCCCAGGUCGCCCAUUGGGACGUAAAAAGAAUUCUAGGGUGUCACUUCAGAAAAGAAAGAGAUCUUCAAAUUUCGUCUUGGACGAGAAGUCACUCACUCAAGCACAUCGUUAUGUCCUAUUUAAUGUUGAAUCAGUUUCACCAUUCCAAGAGGAACACAAAAGGAUAAUAAAGGGACAAAAUCGAUCUCGGCGGAUACAUGAUUAUGAAAUCAACAAGAUUCACUGCCAACAAUUUAGUGAAUGGUUUAAGAGAAGGGUUGCACGCAUGGAAGAGCAAGGAGAUCAAAAAGUAACUGACGAAAUAAAAUGGCUUGCACGUGGUCCACUUAGAGUUGUGCAAAAAUACUCAGGAUACCUAGUUAAAGGUUAUCGAUUUCAUACAAGAAAACGAGAGGAACUUCUACGAACUCAAAACAGUGGUGUGGCUGUUAUGGUAGAAGGUGCAAAUUAUUCCAGUAGUCGAGAUAGAAGGCCAGUCGAAGGCGUGAAUAACUACUAUGGAAAAUUAACUGACAUUAUUGAAUUAAACUACUCUGGAAUGAUACGAGUUGUUUUAUUCAAAUGUGAGUGGGUUGACAUCAACAGAGGUUGCAAGAAAGAUGGCAAUGUAACAUUGGUCAACUUCUCAUAUAAGACACAUACCGGUGUUAACUUGAUUGAUGAUCCCUUUGUUUUGGCAUCACAGGCCGACAAGGUGUUCUACUCCAUGGAUCCUAAACAUAUAGGUUGGGAGAUUGUGCGACAUGUAAAGCUUAGAGAUGUAUUUGACAUGGGAGGUGCUUAUGAUGACAUAUUUGAUGUACCUAACUUGCAUAGGGUUGGCGAUGAUGGCAUAGAUGUUACACCUGAAAUGAUAAUAGCUAAUGAAAACAUAGAUGUCAUAGAUGAUGAAGAAAAUAACAGUGACUAG
Molecule: messenger RNA, 3177 nt
Organism: Lactuca sativa (garden lettuce)
Lineage: Eukaryota; Viridiplantae; Streptophyta; Magnoliopsida; Asterales; Asteraceae
Source: RefSeq, a predicted model, not a curated record